Lachnellula hyalina is the source of this 219-nucleotide messenger RNA. It is a transcript of the gene dad4, whose product is annotated as DASH complex subunit. Gene Ontology annotation, cellular component: mitotic spindle; DASH complex. The coding region runs from base 1 to 219 and encodes 72 amino acids. Gene Ontology annotation, biological process: attachment of spindle microtubules to kinetochore. The transcript is spliced from 5 exons. The record is from RefSeq and is a predicted model, not a curated record. Lineage: Eukaryota; Fungi; Ascomycota; Leotiomycetes; Helotiales; Lachnaceae.
AUGGAGAGCCCUCAUGAGCACCAGCAGAAUCUGCUUCUGUCGCGUAUCAUCACAAACGUGGAGAAGCUCAAUGAAGCCGUCAUGCUUCUGAAUAAAAACCUCCAAGAAAUCAAUAUCCAAAACAUGAACGUCGAGCUAGUUGCCCAGAUGUUCAAAAAUUACCAGUCCAAUGUCCUCUUUCACUUAGAAGCAACGGACAGUCUUAAGGACCCUUCAUGA